Messenger RNA from Xyrauchen texanus (razorback sucker), 1925 nucleotides. Its product is annotated as gap junction alpha-3 protein-like. The transcript has 2 exons. Lineage: Eukaryota; Metazoa; Chordata; Actinopteri; Cypriniformes; Catostomidae. The coding region runs from base 152 to 1222 and encodes 356 amino acids. Gene Ontology annotation, cellular component: connexin complex. The record is from RefSeq and is a predicted model, not a curated record. Gene Ontology annotation, biological process: cell communication.
UCUCUUUCUGUAUGAAGCAGUGGUGGAGAACAGAAGAAAGUGUAUGACAGAAGGCACGUUGCUCUGUUUAGACUCGUAGACGUGUCUGUAUGUGUGUUUGAGGGGACCAUUCUUAUUCUGGAUAUUUCAGCAAGGUGGGCACAAGGCAGUAAUGGGAGACUGGAGCUCUCUUGGGAAGCUUUUAGAGAGUGCCCAGGAACACUCAACGGUGGUAGGGAAAGUCUGGCUCUCCGUCCUCUUCAUCUUCCGCAUCCUGGUGUUAGGUGCUGCCGCAGAAAAGGUCUGGGGUGACGAACAGUCCGGUUUCACAUGUGAUACUAAGCAGCCUGGUUGUCAGAACGUAUGUUAUGACAAAACUUUCCCAAUCUCUCACAUCCGAUUCUGGGUGAUGCAGAUCAUCUUUGUGUCCACUCCAACGCUGAUCUACCUGGGCCAUAUCCUGCACCUAGUGCGCAUGGAGCAAAAGCAUAAAUGCAAUCAGCCAAGCGGGACAGACAAGCAGGCCCUGAUCAGCACUAAAGCUGGAAAGGGUCCUGUUCGGGAUGAGCAGGGAAAGAUUCGUCUUCAGGGAGUCUUGCUACGCACAUAUGUCUUCAACAUCAUCUUCAAAACACUGUUUGAAGUGGGCUUUAUUGUGGCACAGUACUUCCUGUAUGGAUUUGAGCUGAAGCCACUGUACACCUGCAACAGGUGGCCCUGCCCCAACACAGUCAACUGCUACAUCUCACGACCGACAGAGAAAACCAUCUUUAUCGUGUUCAUGCUGGCCGUAGCCUGCCUGUCUCUGCUGCUCAACCUGGUGGAGAUGUAUCACCUGGGCUUCACUAAGUGCCGACAGGGUCUUCGAUACAGACGCACUCAUUCUGCCUGUGACACUGAAUCUAAAACGGCCAGUGAGGAUGCCAUGGUUCCAUUUGUGCCAAACUACCCAUAUUUCCCCCCUCACGCACCUCACGCACCUCCCCUCGCCCCCUUUCCCACCGAUCCCCACUUCAACCUCUCAGAACCGGAUAGAACCUUCCCACCCCACGGCAGCCACUCCGUCUAUAAGCAGAACCAGGAGAACAUGGCUGCAGAGCGCAGUGGCAAGCCUGACACAGAAGUCAAUACCAGCAAAAACUCCAACUCUGUGCCUGGAUCCCCCGCAAGCCAGCAACGCAGGCCCAGCCAUUCAAGCCGCUUUAGCAGCAAUAAGACCCGGCAAGAUGACCUCAAAAUCUGAUCAAAAGGAGACAAGACUCCAUUACUGAUUCAGUGCUGUCCCAAUUCUGAAAGCACAGGAAAUACACUCUCAUGCACACAUGCAUUUUUAGCACCGAAGGUGUGAUGAGAAGUGUUUUUUAGAGUUAAGUGAGAAUCAGAGAAGUUGCUUAGACAGAAUCUGAGGGUAAAAUGGUGUUACUUUACUUGAAUUGGGACUUUUGUGAAUUGGAACAUUGCAAUGUGAGAAAGAUUGAACUGGAUCAUUCUUUAAAAUGAAUAAAAAAUGCUUUCACUUACCAGCAAUAAAUCACUUAGGAGACUUAUGGGUAAAAUGUGAAUGUUGGAUGUUGAAAGUUUUUUUGUCAGUGUGUUAACUUGAAAAAGGCCUAAAGUGAAAUAGAUGCAUGGAAACAUUCUUUAGAAACAACUGGUUUAGAGAAAAUGUAUUUACUUUGUCUCAGAUUUGACAAGAGUGUGUGUAGUUUCUGUGCCAUUAGAGUCAUCAAACCGAAUUGUUCAAAUAAUGAUUAUUUUCAGACAGGUUUCCAGAACAUUUCUGCCAUCUACCAUUGUUGGGACAAACUGAUUGCCCCGCCUCAAAUUCAUGCCAUUGGUUGAGUCAAUGUUGCUCUGUUGGGCUGUUCAGGAUGGUCAAAAAGAGCUAUGCUUUAUAGUGCCACAGUGUUUACACUUUUCAAGGAUAUCAACCUGCAAAUGGCUUC